This is a messenger RNA of Capsicum annuum, 1578 nucleotides long. RefSeq lists its product as uncharacterized. The transcript is spliced from 7 exons. Bases 211 to 1491 code for a protein of 426 amino acids. The record is from RefSeq and is a predicted model, not a curated record. Lineage: Eukaryota; Viridiplantae; Streptophyta; Magnoliopsida; Solanales; Solanaceae.
CCUCAUAAAAUCUUCAAAAUUUACACCUUUUCUCAAAUGCAAAGCAAAAAGAAAUUAAAAAUGAAAAUAAAAAUAAGAGAGGAAAGAAAGAAUGAGGUUGAAAAUAAUAGGAGCUAAAAAUCUCCUCUUAUCUAACAAGGCCAAUUCUUUCCACAACAUACAACAAUAACAAUCUUUUGAAAAUCUUGACACUAGAAGAAAAGAGAAGAAAUGGGGUUAAUCCCUCAUUCCCAAGUUUUUUCUCCUUUCCCAGGCAUCAAUAAUUCUUCAACAAACCAAUUUCCCAAAAUCACAAGGACCCUCAAAUUCUCAGCUUCUUCAGACGAACAGAUAUCUGUUGAAACUGACCCUGUCAAGCUUGCAUUUGCAAAAGCUAAGGCCUAUAAGAAAGAAACUAAAUCACCUGAUCCUUCUCCCAAGAUUGUACAAAAUGGUGCUAAGGAUAGUGAUGAUCAAGUGGUGCCUCCAGCUGACAAAAUUGCGUUGGACAGUAAUACUAUACAACAAAGAUCUAAUAAAGAGAAUGGGGAAAAUGACUUCAUCAAAAAAGAAAACGGGAAAAGUGACAGAAAUGCUUUACCCAAAGAGAGUGGUAGAAAGAAGGAAAAAUUGACAAUCUCAAGUAUUGAUUUUGUGGGGCUUGGUUUUUCUGAUAAUAAGAAGAGCAGGGGACUGCCUGCUGGAUUGGUUCCAAUAGUAGACCCAUUCUCUGGAGGAGCCUUGCCUGACGUAGAAAUACUUGUCGGGGACACAAGCAAGUUUGCAGAUACAGAGACAUCAAAGUCAAACCGCAUCCAAGAAGAUGACAUGAAUACCUAUAAGCCAAAGGUUUCCACCUGGGGAGUUUUCCCCAGACCGAACGACAUCUCUAAAACUUUUGGUGGUGGAAGAACUAUACGUCCAGGAGAGGUACUUGAGUCAGCAGAAGAGAAAGCAGCUAAAGCAGCACGUACAAGAGAGCUACUUGCUGCCUACAAGAAAAGAGUAGGCCUAACUAUUGAUCCAAACCUAAAACUUGAAUGUGAGAAGGCACUGAAGGAUGGUGACUCUUUCAUGGACCUUGGCAAGCUCAAGGAAGCACUACCAUUUUAUGAGGAAGUUAUGAAUAAGUUGCCGUUUCAGACUCAGCUUCAUGGAUUAGCUGCACUGCAGUGGUCUAUUUGUCAAGAUUCACUUCGAAGGUCCGAUGAAGCUCGUUCAAUGUACGAGAAGCUUCAGUCCCAUCCUAAUCCUGGAGUUAGCAAGAAAGCAAGACAAUUUGUGUUCAGCUUUCAGGCCGUGGAAAUGAUGAAGGUAACUGGCUCAACAUUCUCUUCUACGAAUACUGGGUAUCAGAAUUAUUUCAACGCUUUUAUUAGGGAUAAAGUAAACUAUUCCCAAAAUGAAGAUGAAACAGAACAAGGUGCAAUUCAACAAGCAAUUCCAUACAUUAUAUUUCUUCUAUUCCCCAUUUUUAUUGUGCUAUUAAUUGCUGUAAGAAAGGGUAUAUAAGUUUUGUAAGCAAAAGAAAAAAAAAACAUUGCAACUGAAAUGUUUCUUCCAAAAGUAUAUAAUGUAAUAAGUCGUGGUUUCUGUGGA